Messenger RNA from Humulus lupulus (European hop), 1410 nucleotides. Its product is annotated as 12S seed storage globulin 1-like. Gene Ontology annotation, molecular function: nutrient reservoir activity. The transcript is spliced from 3 exons. The record is from RefSeq and is a predicted model, not a curated record. The coding region runs from base 102 to 1172 and encodes 356 amino acids. NCBI's taxonomy places the organism in Eukaryota, Viridiplantae, Streptophyta, Magnoliopsida, Rosales, Cannabaceae.
UCCCUCUUGCCAUAUAUACAUGUAGCUCACUCACUAACUCCUCACACGUUCUAUACCGCUCUCAGAAAAUUAGUGAAGGAAAAUUCAAAUUCUGUUUGCAAAUGGAGCUUGACCUUUCCCCAAAGUUGGCCAAGAAGGUGUACGGAGGAGAUGGAGGCUACUACUACUCUUGGUCUCCGAUGGAGCUUCCUAUGCUUCGUCAUGGUAACAUUGCUGCAGCCAAGCUAGCCCUUGAGAAGAAUGGGUUGGCUCUUCCUUCUUAUUCUGAUUCAUCGAAAGUGGCUUACGUGCUACAAGGUAGCGGUGUUGCUGGAAUAGUACUUCCAGAGUCAGAAGAGAAGGUCAUCGCCAUUAAGAAGGGAGAUGCCAUUGCUCUCCCUUUUGGUGUUGUGACAUGGUGGUACAACAAGGAAGACACUGAGCUUGUCGUUCUCUUUUUGGGAGAUACUUCCAAAGCUCACAAGGCUGGUGAGUUCACCGACUUUUUUCUCACCGGAUCAAAUGGAAUUUUCACUGGUUUCUCAAGUGAGUUUGUUGGCCGAGCAUGGGACUUGGAAGAGAACGUAGUGAAGACCCUUGUUGGAAAACAAUCGGGUAAGGGCAUUGUCAAGCUUUUGGAUGGCUUCAAGAUGCCAGAGCCGAAGAAGGAGCACCGUCAGGGGAUGGCCUUGAACUGUGAAGAGGCUCCAUUAGAUGUUGAUAUUAUCAAAGGAGGAAGGGUCGUUGUACUGAAUACUAAGAACCUUCCUUUGGUUGGUGAGGUUGGGCUUGGGGCUGACCUUGUGAGGUUGGAUGGAGGCGCAAUGUGCUCUCCUGGAUUUUCUUGCGACUCUGCACUACAGGUUACUUACAUUGUUAGGGGCAGUGGCCGUGUUCAAGUGGUCGGUGUGGAUGGCAAAAGGGUAUUGGAAACUACGGUUAAAGGUGGUAAUUUGUUUAUUGUGCCACGGUUUUUCGUUGUUUCGAAGAUCGCUGAUCCAGAAGGGUUGGAGUGGUUCUCCAUCAUCACAACUCCAAACCCAAUUUUCACCCAUUUGGCUGGAAGGACUUCAGUAUGGAAGGCUUUAUCUCCACAGGUGCUCGAGGCUUCUUUCAAUGUGGAGUCUGAUGUGGAGAAGCAAUUCCGAUCAAAGAGGACUUCUGAUGAGAUUUUCUUCGCUCCACCAAACUAGAUUAAUUUAGUUGUUGCAAUCCUCUUAGUCGUCCCAAUAAAAAGCUCUAUGUUAAUAGGAAAUUGAGCUGAUAGUAUUUCGAUUUAGUUUUAUGUUAGUUGCUUUUGUGUUUUUUCUUUUUCUUUUGUGUGGUCUUAGUCUAGGAUUUGUGUUGUCUUUAAAAGUUUUUUCUCAGACUGUAAGUUUUUAUCAACUUUUUAGCAAUUCUUAGUUUAUUUUAUUUUGUUAAAAACUUUAA